Molecule: messenger RNA, 342 nt
Organism: Lipotes vexillifer (Yangtze River dolphin)
Lineage: Eukaryota; Metazoa; Chordata; Mammalia; Artiodactyla; Lipotidae
Source: RefSeq, a predicted model, not a curated record
AUGGAGCUUGAGUCCCUGAGAAGAUACACCAGCCCAGUGAACCUGGCUGUCUUUCCACAUCUGACCGUGGGGCUGUUGGCCAUUGGCAUGUUCUUCACUGCCUGGUUCUUCAUUUAUGAGGUCACCUCCACCAAAUACACUUGGGAUAUCUACAAGGAGCUCCUCAUCUCUUUGGUGGCCUCAUUUUUCAUGGGCUUUGGAGUCCUCUUCCUGCUGCGCUGGGUCAGCAUCUACAAUAUGAACUCCCAAGGGUUCCAACCAGACGUCACCAUCCAGAUGGAUCUCUCGCAGCCGCCAACCCCCCACCCACCAAUGCACCUGUUGCCACUGGGGCUCCCGUGA